Molecule: messenger RNA, 654 nt
Organism: Funneliformis caledonium
Lineage: Eukaryota; Fungi; Glomeromycota; Glomeromycetes; Glomerales; Glomeraceae
Source: the annotation of a GenBank genome assembly
AUGAGUAGUAAAAUUCAAGUGCCAGCCGUGAGAGAGUCAAUAAGGAUCGUUUUAAAAGAAUCUCAGGAAAAAGACCGAAAAUUUACUGAGACGAUGGAAUUACAAAUUGGUUUAAAAAAUUAUGAUCCUCAAAGAGACAAACGUUUUAGUGGAACUGUCAAACUUCCUAAUGUCCCUCGACCAAAGAUGUCCGUAGCUAUCCUCGGAGAUGCUCAUGACUGUGAUAGAGCUAAAGAGAUUGGGCUUGAAUCCAUGAGCGUUGAGGAUCUUAAGAAACUAAAUAAAAAUAAAAAACUUAUCAAGAAACUUGCCAAAAAGUAUGACGCAUUCUUGGCCAGUGAAUCUUUAAUUAAACAAAUUCCAAGAUUAUUGGGUCCCGGUUUGCACAAAGCCGGUAAAUUUCCUACUCCCGUUACCCAUAAUGAUGAUUUGAACGCUAAAGCGGAUGAAUUAAGAUCCACCAUCAAGUUUCAACUUAAAAAAGUUUUAUGUCUUGGUGUCGCGGUUGGGCAUGUUAAAAUGAGUGAAGAUGAAUUGGUUGCUAACAUAAUGUUGAGCAUCAACUUUUUGGUUUCCUUGUUAAAGAAAAACUGGCAGAACGUUAGAAGUUUAUAUAUCAAAUCCACCAUGGGCAAGCCUCAACGUUUAUAUUAA